Mytilinidion resinicola is the source of this 690-nucleotide messenger RNA. RefSeq lists its product as uncharacterized. NCBI's taxonomy places the organism in Eukaryota, Fungi, Ascomycota, Dothideomycetes, Mytilinidiales, Mytilinidiaceae. The annotation marks the transcript as partial. The record is from RefSeq and is a predicted model, not a curated record. The transcript is spliced from 2 exons.
AUGCUGGUCCGAAAGGAAGAGUCCUCGUCAAAUACUUCUACGGAGUCGAGCAGUUCUACGGAUUCAACAGACGUCGAGGAAGAUUUUGCAUCCUCUUCCUCUUCUUCAGAAGUGGAGCAACCCGAAUCAAGUACACCGACUCCGCCAGAGGCCGAGUCGGAGGUCGUGCCUGAAGAGGAGCAUCCAACAGUAGUUUCGAGACAAGCUACAGUUGUUUCUCGGCAGCCAACUACUGUCUCUAGACAGCCAACUGUGUUCUCAAGGCAGCCAACCAUCGUCUCCAGACAGCCAACAGCCGUUUCACAACAGCCAACGAAAAUAUCCCGGCAGCCAACAGCGGUUUCACGUCAGCCCACCGCGAAAGAAGAAACGCCUGUAGUUUCUCAGAAAUCUACAGUAGUCUCUAGAGCGCCCACUGUCGUAUCUCGUAAGCCAACGACGGUUUCGAGACAGCCAACCGCAUUCGAAGAGGCUUCUCCGCAGGUGGUAGUAGAGACGCCUUCAGUGUCUCGAAAGCCUACGGUGGUAACACUAGUACCAACCGUCGCAUCUCGCCAGCCAACAGAGCUAUCUCGUCAGCCUACCUUUCCGUAUGAGGAACUAGGUCCGCAACUGGAGGCGACGCCUCCAGUGUCCCGGAAGCCCACGGUCGUGUCUCAUCAGCCAACAGCCGUUUCUCGAAAGCCUACC